Bursaphelenchus okinawaensis is the source of this 4376-nucleotide messenger RNA. The record is from the annotation of a GenBank genome assembly. NCBI's taxonomy places the organism in Eukaryota, Metazoa, Nematoda, Chromadorea, Rhabditida, Aphelenchoididae.
AUGUUAAGGUUACUAAUACCUAUAUUUUUCUUUGUGACAGUAGUUUAUGGUCAAGGUGAGUUAAAAAGCGACUUUUUUCUAAAAACUCUGAAAUAUGAGCUGCUUACCUAAAAUAUAUUUUAACCUGCCUGAUUUUUCAAAGACUUACUAUUAUAAGUUAAUAUAUUCAUUAUUUUAGGCCUAACCUCCCAGCCAAUCCAGAGUAAGUACUUUGAGAUGAGACUGGAAGACUUUCACGAUGGAUCCCCUCAAACUAUGGGAGUGUACCCAACAUUGACAGAACUGUCAUUAGACGCUUUGUUGGAUGAUGAAAGAUACCCUCCUGAUAUGUACUAUAGACAAACUUUUGGAAAUUUGAAAAAAGUCGCUCCAAAUCUAAAAAAGUUGUCGAUUUAUGGUGGUUACAAGUUUCGACCUGAGUAUCCGGUAGGUUUACUGUAAUUUUGAAAAAAAUUCACCUUUCUGAAAUUUUCAAUUUCUACUUUACUUUGCCAUACCUUACCUCAAUAUACCAUAUACUACUUUACCUUGCCUUAUCAUACCCUGUCUUUGCUUAAAUCUAAAUUAUAUUGUAGUAGCCGCCUUAUACUCAACAAAAUCAACCUUUUAAAAUUCCAGGAGCCCUACAUGAUAAGCCAUGAAAUCCAGCACAUCCAGCGUAGUCUUCGCACGAUCGUCGGCGAAGCUCACCACGUUGGUAUCAACUUUGGUGACAUUAAUAUGCAAGCCGUCCUCUACUUCCCAGAACGUCUCGUCAAGUCCUCAAACUACAUUUCCACGAUCAAAAAGCACUUUCACGUCGUAAGAACGGUGGGCCCUCGAGUACAAUGUAAAUUCACGAUCGAGAACACUCCAGUCGAGUUGUGGAUCACGUUGGAAGACGAAAUGUUUUGGCGAACGACAGGCGUCAGCCGAACCCCCUUCCACGGCCGCGGCAAACGACAAUAUGGAGUGCAGAAGAAGCAUGAAGCCGUGUAUCAUUUGGAAGACUUUUACUAUGAAAAUGUGGUCAAGGAGAGGAGAGCUACAAGGUUUUUACUGUUUUCUCCGAUUAAUAUGUUUGGGAGUGAUCCAACUAGCCAGUAUAAUAUCGCUGCCAAGAAUUUCAAGCUUUUGUCACCGAAUGCUGAACAAGUACAGAUGUAUGGCGGAGGACAUGCUGUUUUGAAAGUAAGACAAAGUUUAAGUCCUUCAUUUUUGUUAUCUAAACACCAAAGAAAAAUAAGAAAAUAUUACCUUUUCCAAGUUUAAGCUGAAGUAUAAGUUGAUGAAUUGGGUUCUAACUAGCUAAACGGGCAAUUGAGGAGUUGAUCAUAAACUAAAACAACAUCAGAUUAAUUUAAAAUGGCAACAAAAGCGCAAAAAUUGUUCGAAAACAUAAAAUAGCUCGAAAUGGUUUGUUACCUAAAAUAUGAACCACGGUUUUCAACUGGCAAAUCGAAGGAAAAGCAAGAUUUAUGUUAAAAUAAUGUUUAAAAAAACAUUAUCAAAGAUACACUAUAAAUAAAUAAAGGCUUGUCACAAAAAAAUGAAGUAAGACGGUUGAAAAACUGAAAAAUUUUGGAGAAACGACUACAGAAGCUUUAAAAUGACUUUAAAACAAAGAUUUUAUGUAAAAAAUGUUAUCUAAAGAAAGUAAAAUUAAUUUCUAGCCUAUAAAAUUAACGUAACCUUUAAAAAAUUUCUAAAACGACCUGUAAAAAAGCAAAACCCUAUCACAACAUGGAAUAAUUGUGGCGAAAAAAUGAAAAAUUGGGAAAUUUUAGGACACUAGUGUUUUCAAGCGCACUUGAAAAUAGUUUGUCUAGAAUAAUAGAAAGGCAGGGUAAAAUAAAUUUAAAAUCACGGUAUUAAUAAAGCAUAAAAAACUAAUAUUAUUAUAUUUUAGAGCCAAAGCGAAUUCAUGGCCGAACUGGAUCUUCUCCACAAAAACCUGUUCGCCGCAGUUCAGGCUGUUCAACAAAAGGGAAUAUUGGUCGAAAGUGUCAUGUUGAAGGCAUAUUAUACUGGAGUGGUAAGAUUUUUCAUUUCUUUUCAAAAAUUUUUUUCAAUUUUUGGUUUUUAGAAGUGUUGUAAGUCUUGUCGUUUUUUAUUGUGAAAAUCAGUGUAAAUUGACGACAAGUCUUUUUUUGGCGUUUUAAAUCUAAAAAAUUUGAAUUUUUGGAAAUCGACGUUUUUAAAAUGAUCUUUUUAAAGUAAAAAAAAAUUUCUAAGCUAUAAUUUUUUUAAAUUUUCCAUAGCCAAAAUAAAAAUAUGCAAAUUUCAGCCAAUUUCGAACCCCGUAGGCCUGAUUCUUCAAACCUUUAAAGCCAAUCCAGUCUCCCACGGUCCAACGGCUUAUUUCCUGUCAUUUUCAAUUGGCCCAACUCCAGUUCGAAUGGAUAUUGGCUUCUCCCUGCCUUCUGAAUAUGCUUCUCAAGUCGAUCCGAAGGCUCAUCGAAGUGUGUUCGAAGUGCUGCCAAUGCACCUUCAGUUCGAUCCAAUUUUUGAAAAAAAUGUACAAGAAAAAAAAACCUGUUUCAAAGUGGAUGUAGAGCCAAAGGAUUCAGCAAAAAAGGCAUCUUUGACACUUGUGGGGUCAAGGUAGGCGGAACAUUUUGUUGGGAAAACAUAAAAUUUUUAAUGUAGAUGGCUAGGAUAGGACUGGGGUAAGCCUAAAUGUCUCAGUUUUAAGGGUAGGGUAGAGAAAGGUGGGUACGGUAGAGUAAAAGUGUAGGAACAGGGUAAGUUUUUUAAAAUUUGGCUAAAUUUUUAAGGGUAGGGUAGCUUUUUGAAAGCAGGGUAGAUUUUCCAAGAGCAAGGUUGAAUUUUAAGGCAGGGUAUGAUUUUUUAAAGGGGUAGAUCUUUAGGGUUAGAGCUAAGGAUAGGAUUAGGACUGGUGCUAAGGCUAAGGCUACUACUAAGGCUAGGGCUAGUUCUAGUGCUAGUGCUAGGGCUCUGGGCUAGGACUCUGGGCUAGGUCUCUGGGCUAGGGCUCUGGGCUAGGUCUCUAGGCUAGGGCUCUGGGCUAGGGCUGUGAGCUAGGGUUUUGGGCUAGAGCAGAACUACGGUAAGGCCUGGUUACGAUUAGAGUAGUUCAAGUUUUACGUCUGGAUGUAACAAAUCUCAUUUUAGUUAAUCGUCCCCCAGCAAACCCUGGAAAGCUUUGCAUUGAUUAACCCAUCAUCUGCUGAAAGGCAAACUCAGCUAAUGCAUCUUACCCUUGGUUCGAAUGUGCCAUUUCAUUUACGGAAUUUAUCCGAAAUAUACCACAAGGCCUUCAGUAAUCUGAAGGCGAUUGCUCCAAACCUAAGAGAUUUGAGGAUUGAUGCCAAGUUGAAGAUUGAUGGGGUAGGUGAUUCAUAUGAGUUUUUACAGCGGAACCUGCGUAUAGGGAACCUCUAUAUAACGAAACACCUGUAUAACGAACAAAUUUUAAUUCUCCUAGCGAUUCGUUAUACAGAGGUCUUACUGUAUAUUUAAAUUUUUUGUAAAAUACGAAUCAGAGCGUGGCGUAUACUGUACUUUCCAUUUUAAUAUUGUCAAGUGAGGUUGAAAUUUUUAACAUAAACUUUUCUUUAGAAGCCAUCAGAAAAAGUAGCAAUUUUAAAAGAAGCCACGAAGGAAAUGGUGAACGCAGCAAUUGCUUCCAACAUCAAUUUGGCCAGAGAGUAUAUCAACAUUAACAUCGACUUUAUGGGCGUAAGUUGGAUGAUAGGGUAUUUUCCAUUGCUUCAUAAGAGGCAAUAUUGUAAAAAAUUUGGGUACGGUUGGGCAAGGCAGAGUAGAGUAGGGUAAGGUCGAGUGGGGUUGAGCAAAGAUUUUAAGUCCAGGGUAGAACAAAGUGGGUUUGGUAGGGCAAGUAAGAAAGGCAGGGCACGGAAAUACAAAGAAAGGUAAUGUUGAGGAGGCAAGGCGAGACAGUGCAGAUUAAGGUAGGAUAUGGUAGAGUAAGGUAGGGUAGGGUAGGGUAGGGUAUGGUAGGGUAGGGUAGGGUAGGGUAGGGUAGGGUAGGGUAGGGUAGGGUAGGGUAGGGUAAGGUAAGGUAAGGUAAGGUAAGGUAAGGUAAGGUAAGAUAAGGUAAGGUAAGAUAAGGUAAGGUAAGGCAAGGUAAGGUAAGGUAAUGUAAGCCAGGGUAUCUUUAAUUUUACUAUUUAUAUUGAUUUUUAGUAUAGGUAAGAAACGUGAUAAUGAUUUUAAAAUUUCAGUCCUUCCCACCUCCAAGUGUAUGGCAAAAAAAUAUGGGAGUAACACAAGUUCCAAUGACUCCUCCAUACACGUUAGAGUACUACGAAGAUGAUGUUUUGGUGAGGAUUCAGGCGUCAUAUAUGGCUGGAAUCUCGAGGAGACGAGUUUCAAGGAGGAGGAGAACUAGAAUACGCAAAAUCAAAGUUUAA